Sciurus carolinensis (gray squirrel) is the source of this 1320-nucleotide messenger RNA. It is a transcript of the gene Amn1, whose product is annotated as antagonist of mitotic exit network 1 homolog. The transcript is spliced from 7 exons. Lineage: Eukaryota; Metazoa; Chordata; Mammalia; Rodentia; Sciuridae. The coding region runs from base 118 to 894 and encodes 258 amino acids. The record is from RefSeq and is a predicted model, not a curated record. Gene Ontology annotation, biological process: SCF-dependent proteasomal ubiquitin-dependent protein catabolic process. Gene Ontology annotation, molecular function: protein binding. Gene Ontology annotation, cellular component: SCF ubiquitin ligase complex.
CCAGCACCGUGUGACGUCACCAGGACCUACGCGCCGCGGGGCGGGAGAGUUGUCGGACGGCCCCGGCUGGGUUCUGGAGGUCCUGAGGCCGCUAAGAGGCUUCUGAGGGCCGCCGCGAUGCCUCGCCUGGGGCCGGUCAGUCAGCUCCUGGAUCUAUGCCUUUGGUGCUUCAUGGAGAAUAUUUCCAGAUAUAUCACAGACCUUAAGCCUUUACCUCCCAGCAUAAAAGAUAGACUGAUUAAAAUAAUGAGCUUGCAGGGACAGAUAACAGAUUCAAAUAUAAGUGAGAUUUUACAUCCUGAUGUCCAAGCUCUAGAUCUACGGAGCUGUGAUAUCUCAGAUGCUGCUCUCCUACACCUGUGUAAAUGCAGAAAACUGAAAAAAUUAAAUAUAAAUUCCUCAGAAGGAGACAGAGUUUCUAUAACAUCAGAAGGAAUAAAAGCUGUGGCUUCAUCUUGUUCGUAUCUCCAUGAAGCUAUUUUGAAAAGAUGCUGCAAUCUCACUGAUGAAGGAGUCCUUGCUCUUGCACUCAAUUGCCGGCUGCUAAAGAUUAUUGAUCUAGGUGGAUGCUUAAGUAUUACUGAUGUGUCCUUACACGCAUUGGGGAAAAACUGCCCAUUUUUGCAGAGCAUUGACUUUUCAGCCACUCAGGUAUCUGACAAUGGUGUGGUUGCACUUGUGAGUGGAUUAUGUGCCAAGAAAUUAGAGGAAAUUCAUAUGGCAGAUUGCGUGAAUCUAACUGAUGAGGCUGUAAAAGCUGUUCUUACUUACUGUCCUCAGAUACAUAUAUUACUCUUCCAUGGAUGCCCCCUAAUAACAGAUCUUUCACGAGAAGUCUUGGAUCAAUUAGUUGGGCCAAACAAACUAAAGCAAGUAAUGUGGACUGUGUAUUGAUGCUUAUUGAAGUUUACGAAAGCUAUGAAAGCUUGUCAAAACUACUUUCCCAGGAAAUGGUCUGUAGAUAUUUGCUUUCCACUUAAUUUAACAUUUCGUUGUUGUUGUCAUCUUAUUUAAGCUAUAACUCUCAGAGAAUCAGCUAAAUCUAAGUAUACACAUUUGUGCUUUGAAGUUAACUAGACUUAAACAUUCUGUUAUUAUUAUUUGUUGGAUGAGUCAUUGUCUUUGAAAUGGUAUUCUAGCAUGAACUCUGUGUGGGUGGGGGGCUGGAUUUGUUUCUUAAACAACAAAGUUUAAAUGAUCUGUUUUCCCUCAAGACUUCCUUCUCUUCUCCUAUGUAGGUAUUUGAGCUGUUGUAAGAGAAAUUUACUGAUAUAAACUUUAGGAGAAUUCUAAAUAAAGAUAUUUCUAAAAGUAUAAUUA